UCUUUUCUUUCUAUUACACAAGAAUAUGAGUUCAAGGAAAAAGACUGUCAAUAAUAACAAUAGUUGGGAUCUGGAUGCCAUGUUGGCUCAAGAGAUUCAAGACUUGAAUAAAGACUCGGCAGAAGAUAGACGUGUAAAAGAAGCCGUUAUUGUCUCUAAACCAGACCCUAAUCGCAUUAACAACGCAGAAGACAGCAGUAGCUCAGACUCGGAUGAAUAUGAAGAUGAUUUGUCUAUUCGUGAUCCUGAAUUGUUCAAGAUAACAGAGAGCAAUCGACAGAUUAAUGUAGAUAUAGACACAACCACCAAGAAUAAAUUGGUUCGCCGACCACCUGAAUUAGUGUUUUCUGACCCUCCAUUGCUUGUUUCUAGAGAUGAUUAUAUUCAAGUUACUUUUGCCUAUGGUGUCUCUGAAAAAAAGAAUAAGAAAUCAAAGAAAUAUAUGCUUAUGUGUGAUUUUGGUGAAGAGAGUAUGUAUGCACUCAAAUGGGCUAUCGGGACUCUGUUGCGUGAUGGUGAUGAGGUUCAUGUAGCCAGUGUGGUUAGUAUGGACGAAGAAGUGGAAGAUAUGGACGAUAGUGAGAAAUACACUCUAUGGUCUGAAUUGGAUCGCAAUUCAAAGACAGUGAUCUCACGUGUCAAAACAACCCUGAUUGAAAUGAUGCUUUUUGAUAUCAAGAUUGUUAUUCAUUCAUUAGCUGGUAAGACAAGAGAAUCCUUGUUGAAUUUGAUUUACGAAACACCUGGUUUAACCAUGAUUGUAUGUGGCUCAAGAGAAAAGAGUGCACUUAAAGGUAUGAUUAUGGGCAGUGUAUCCACUUUUUUGGUACAUAAUUCACCUGUUCCUGUCUCUGUUGUUCGUCCUCAAAAGAAAGAAAAGACAAAGAGACAUAAAAAGACAGCGGCACAAAAACUAAGUCAGAGUGUUAUGAACGGACAUUUGAAAGUAGAUGAAGCAGAAGGAGCCCCUUUAAGCCUUAAUAGUUAUGAUGGAACAACCUAGUCAUUUAUUACUUAUGCAAAGAUAAUGGCAAUCAUUAAUAAACUUAGCAACAUGAUCACU
This is a messenger RNA of Gilbertella persicaria, 1063 nucleotides long. RefSeq lists its product as uncharacterized. NCBI's taxonomy places the organism in Eukaryota, Fungi, Mucoromycota, Mucoromycetes, Mucorales, Choanephoraceae. The transcript is spliced from 4 exons. The coding region runs from base 26 to 1003 and encodes 325 amino acids. The record is from RefSeq and is a predicted model, not a curated record.